This is a messenger RNA of Fonsecaea nubica, 1620 nucleotides long. RefSeq lists its product as hypothetical. Gene Ontology annotation, biological process: phosphoenolpyruvate transmembrane import into Golgi lumen. The coding region runs from base 1 to 1620 and encodes 539 amino acids. Gene Ontology annotation, cellular component: Golgi apparatus; endoplasmic reticulum. Gene Ontology annotation, molecular function: antiporter activity; phosphoenolpyruvate transmembrane transporter activity. Lineage: Eukaryota; Fungi; Ascomycota; Eurotiomycetes; Chaetothyriales; Herpotrichiellaceae. The record is from RefSeq and is a predicted model, not a curated record. The transcript is spliced from 2 exons.
AUGACCCAGACUCCUGAACCCCGGAUAUUUACGCACCGAUCUGUAUCUCCCUUGAAGAGCGCAAACGAAUCCUCUGGCCAUGAAAGAUUCCCCUCUUUUGACAACAGCACUCCUCCAAACCUCCACGUCAAUGCUUCCGUGGUCGCAGAAAGUCCACAAGAAAUCACUCCAACGCCACAUCUCAAUGGCGAGUUGAAAUGGCCGAUCAGAAAGAUGAGCCAGAGGCUGCGCGAUGCUCGGCCCUCUGGAGUGUACACACAUAGGUCCAGGCGAAGCGUCAGUGAUGCCAUUCACAGGAUUCGUACACGACAAGGUAGUGUGAGCGAGAAUGCGCAAGAACUGGCUGAGGCGCUGAAAGCCCCAGUUUCCUACAAACUGAUUGCACUGUGCAUCACCUGGUACAUGACCUCUGCCUUGACGAACACGUCCUCCAAGUCGAUAUUGAACGCAUUUCCCAAGCCGGCGACCCUCACGAUCCUACAGUUCGCCUCUGUCUCGAUCUGGUGCCUGAUUCUAACAGGCUUGUCCUCUCUGUUCCCCUCGAUCAAAAGAAGUAUACCUGCGCUGAGGAACGGCCUCCGACAACCUUCAUGGGACGUCCUGUACACGGCAUUUCCUCUUUCAGUCUUCCAGUUGCUCGGCCACCUCUUAAGUUCAUAUGCAACAUCCAAGAUCCCGGUUUCGCUGGUUCACACAAUCAAAGGUCUCUCACCUCUAUUCACUGUGCUGGCAUACCGGUUAGUGUUCCGCAUACGUUACAAACAAGCCACAUAUAUGUCGCUUAUCCCACUCACCGUGGGAGUCAUGUUGGCGUGCUCUACCGAUUUUUCGACAAACUUCUGGGGGAUCAGUGCUUCCUUAGUGGCAGCUAUUGUCUUCGUGACGCAGAAUAUAUUUUCAAAGAAGCUAUUCACCGAAUCGGCCCGCGCGGAAGCCGAAGGCCAGGUGCACCUCCCCCGCAAAUUGGACAAGCUCAAUCUCCUAUGCUACUGCUCCGUCGGAGCCUUCAUGCUCUCGGCGCCAGUCUGGCUUUACACCGAAGGCUUGGAAAUCAUGCGAGACUUCUGGAAGGAUGGGUCGAUUGAUCUCACUGAAAAGAGGGGUGCCAUGGAUCACGGGCAGUUGGCUCUGGAAUUUGUCUUCAAUGGAAUCUUCCAUUUCUUCCAGAACAUCAUGGCGUUUGUCCUGCUCUCCAUGUUGUCCCCGGUUUCGUACUCGGUUGCCUCAUUGAUAAAAAGGGUAUGGGUUAUUGUUGUGGCGAUUAUCUGGUUCCGGAGUUCGACCACCCCCAUUCAGGUUGUCGGUAUCGGUCUCACAUGUUUUGGCCUUUAUUUGUAUGAUCGGACGAGUAUGGAAGACGCCGCCGAACGAAGGACUCGUGCCGAUCAUUUUCGUCACAAGCAUACACCACUGUUGCCUGUUGCCGAAGUGAAGACACCAGGCCACCAUGACGGCUCCCAAAUUAAUGACGACUAUGUGACCGGAAUGUCAGAUUCACAUCCCAAAAGAGAUGAUAGUCGCAGUCGAAAAUACGAUCCGAGCUACAUCUCUGGGUGGCUUCCUCCUGGAACGAAACAAGAAAGUACUUGGGCAGUGGGGGACCAAGAUGAAAAGCGAUAA